Rotaria sordida is the source of this 775-nucleotide messenger RNA. NCBI's taxonomy places the organism in Eukaryota, Metazoa, Rotifera, Eurotatoria, Philodinida, Philodinidae. The record is from the annotation of a GenBank genome assembly.
AUGUCUUACAGUAAACGUAAAUUGGAUGUUAUUGAAUCUGAAGUUGAUAAAAUUGAAUUGACAAAAGAAAAACGUUCAAAAAUCGAUUCGACUACAAAUGAUUUUCUUCGUUUAAAUGAUACAGAUUUUAUUGAAACUGAUUAUCAAGCUGCAUUUCAAACAAUUGCUAAUAGAUUAAUUAAUUCAUAUGAAUUAGUUUUAAAUGAACAACAUUUUUUUCGUUUAUGUGAAAUUGAAUUUUAUUUUUAUCAACAAAUUCGUCAUCCUGAUACAUUUGCUCAUCGUCAUCCUUUACAACAACAUCAUUCAAAUUGGUAUUUUCAUCGACAAGGUACAUCAUUAACAGCUGGUUAUAAAGCUGGAAGUUAUAAAGGUUUAGAUCUAACAUUUAGUUCAUUAAAUGAUUUAUCAUAUGGUGGUAUUCUUAUUCGAUCAAUAGAAAAUAAACAAACAGGUCAAAUAUAUGAAGGAAGUUGUUUAGUUGUUGAUGCUAUAUUAAAUUUAUGUAAUAGUAAAACAAUAAAUGAACUUGUUGAAACAAAAUUAAAUAAAAAUUUAGAUAUAUUUAAUAAAAAUUCACAUAUUUAUUUACGUUCAAUUUCAACAAUAACAAAUCAAAAACUUAUUUCAUCACCACGUGUUGGUUUAACAUUAAAAAAUCCAUCAAUUGAUCGUGAACGAUUUUUAUUUCGUUCAUAUCGUUUUACACCAAAAGAUUAUUAUCCAUCAAAAAUGAAAUUUAUGAUUUUAUUAGCAUUAACAGCUGAAAAAUAUU